AUUUUGAAAAAAAAUUGUGCUAAAAAACACCUUGUGUGGAUUAACCAAGUACUUCUGCUCUUCUUAAUUCUCAAUCAAUGAACAACAGUGAUUUUGUGAUUUAUUCGCCCAAUUCAACGGGUGUUUAAUAAUUUGAGGAUUAAAUUGAGACAUUCAGUCGAGCCGAGGACGUGUUAUGAAAUUACUGCCGACAAUUCAGUUGCCGCAGCUACCGCCAGUUUCUGCCGCAGGCGGAAUGGCGAUGGAUUCACGUCUUCCUCCGGGAAUAUCAUUACCCUUUAGUCCUACAGAUCUCCUAUGGAGAUAUGGACCAGCCAUGACCUUCCCGCAAACCGCACAUCCGCCACCGAGUCCACUUUUGGACUUUAAAAAUCAUCUACCUUCCAGUUUGUCACCAGAUCCGAGAUGUUGGUCACGUGACGAUGUGGCGACAUUUUUACGUUGGGCCGAAAGGGAAUUUGAUUUGCCAAUAAUUGACAUGGACAUGUUUCAAAUGAAUGGCAAGGCACUGUGUCUAUUGACAAAAUCAGACCUCGGCGAUCGUUGUCCUGGUGCAGGUGAUGUCAUUCACAAUGUGUUGACAAUGUUGACUCGGGAAUAUAAUCAGAGAUGCUUGCCGAGUAGUCCCGUGACACCGACUCGACCCUCAGCCGCCUAUCCAUUGAGUCCACAUUCACAUCCACCGACGCCCACGUGGGUUGAUAAUCCUUAUGCGGCAAAUUUUGCCUCACUUAUGUCGGCAAAUUCAGUGACAUUGUCGCCAGCACCUUCAGUCGACAGUCAAGCCGGUUCACCAGGUCACGCGGAAAAUUGCAAUCAAAUGCAGCACUAUAAAAGUGAUUCGGACGAGGACAAUCAUCAGGGUAGCAGUAGUCCACCGGCGACGCCAACCGCGCUCACCGCUCAACGAUUGAGCGAGGUGUGCGUCAAGGAUCAACCAAGUCCCACAUUACCACCGCAAAUGAUGCCACUGACCCCGGGCGCAUUUAGACCCGCGGGCAAUGUUGCACGGGAAUUUUUUCCCAGUGACUCACCUGAGCCCAAUACCAAUGGAAGAUUGUUGUGGGACUUUUUACAACAAUUGUUAAACGACCCAUCACAAAGAUACACACAUUAUAUUGCAUGGAAAAGUCGAGAGACGGGUGUUUUUAAAAUUGUCGAUCCACCGGGUCUCGCGAGGCUUUGGGGAAUUCAGAAGAAUCAUUUAUCCAUGAAUUAUGACAAAAUGAGCCGAGCAUUAAGAUACUAUUAUCGUGUCAAUAUUCUCAGAAAGGUGCAAGGAGAACGCCACUGCUACCAAUUUCUACGCAAUCCAACGGAAUUAAAGAAUAUCAAAAAUAUUUCGUUGUUACGCCAGCAAAUGCGAAUAAAAUCAGAGCCCGAGGAAGAAGGCGCACUCACGGGAAAUGGAAUGGAGCCUGAGAUGGAUAUGCCAACGGAUCUCUCCAUGUCGAGUAUGAGCCAACCUUCGGGCAUAAAUCAACAACAAUCGAAUGAACAGCCUCUUCCUCUCCACGACCCUCCAGCCAAGUAUCGAAGUCACGCGUACAAUCUCGUUAAAACUAAUCAGGAGCCGGAAGACAGGAAGUGACGCGGGAGUUAGCAGUACACAGAGAAUAAAAUCUCCGCACACGAAUCGUCGAGUGCAUUGUAAUUGUUCACUCUGUGGCUGACGAAUAUUUUUCCACUAUUUAAAAAACAAAGAAAAAUAAAUAUUCUCCUAUUUUGCCUCCGAAAUUAAUUCAUCGCAAAUUUUCGGAAAUAAUUUCAAGAGAAUGAGAGGGAAAAAUGUCAUACUUCGGCCUUAAUCGGGUCUUGAAAGUCUUUUUUUCGUUUUGUUUUGUUUUUUUGUUUUUUUUUUUUUUUUUUUGGGAGUCAAGACUGAUCUUCCAGCGUCCAAGGUGGAAAACUUCGAGACGCCUGAGAAGUUUAGAAAGAGAGAAAGAAUGUUCGAAUUUCAACGACUCUAAUAGAAUUUUCCAUAUAAAAAAAUAUAAAAAUGUUUUAUUUUUCUUGUUUCAUAAAAUUGAAAAAUCAUUUGUUAAAGAAUAAAAAAAAUUAAUUAAAAAAAAAUAAUUUUCAUCUCGUAGCGAAAGUCGUGAAUUAAGUUCGUAUUAAAUUCUCAAUUUUUCUAUAAUUGAAAAUGCAACAAAAGAAAAUCAAAGAAAUUCGAAUUCUCAAUUUCUUGAAGAAUCUUCUUAGCCGAUAUUGGAAAAAAGAAUAAUAAUAAUAAUAAUAUACAAAUAAUGUGCAAUGCUCACGAAACUUUUCGGGGACAUCGGGUCCCAAAAAUAAAAGAAAAUAAUGAUAAUAAUAAUAAUAAUGAAAAUGUCACGCCAGAGUUUCUUUUCGCUCUUGAAUUGUUUUUUAAUUCGCAUCGCUGAAGAUUUAUCUUCUUCGUUUAAAUAAAUAAAUAAAUUUGUGCAACGAAAAACGGUCUGACAAAAGAAGGGACAACAAAAAAUUUAUGCACAAUUGCAAAUCUAAAAUAAAUUAUGAAUGUAUAUGAUUCUAAUUAUAAUUUAAGUAUAUAGAAGCGGGAGAGACGAAUAUUAUAUUUUUUGUAAAACGCAUCGGAAUUAGAAUUUUUAAUAAAAAUGUCAAAUCAAUUAUCAAAACUUUGAAAUAAUUUCGUAAAUCAUUAUUUUGAAGUGAAUUUAAAUUUUGUCAAAGAAAAUAUAUUUUUUUAAAUUAGAAAAUUUAAAACGAAAAAAAAUAUUUGUAGAAAUAAAAAUUUGUAAACAAUUUAUCAAGUGUAACAAAAUUUUUAGCAAAUUGUGUUUCUUCUCUACAUUUUUAAAUUUUUUCCCACUUUUAAAGUAAAUUACAAUUCCGAUCGUUAUUUUUUAAGCCCUGUGAUUAAUCGUCAGAAAAAGUGUAAAAAUUUUACCGAAAGGCUUUUUUUAAAGAGGAAAAUAAAGAAAAGAAAAAGUAUCUUGCUUCAAAAAAAGGAAGAAAAAUAAACAAUCUGUGCCAAGAACAAUACUUGAUAUAGGUAUACAAAAUAUAAAAAUAAAAAACCGAAAAAUGUGGUCGUUAUUAUGAAAAAAGAAAGAAACGGUGCACCUUUGUAAUCGACUAUACUUUAUUAAGAUCUCUACUGUAAAUAAGCUAUGUAUGUACUAUUGUUUUGUAAACCGUCGAGAAAUACAAUAUUAUAAUUAUAAUAAACAAACGUUUAAAAAAAAUUCUAUUUGCAAAGAACUAGGUACAUAAAAAAUGAUAAAUAAGGAGGAGACAAAAUGAAAAAUUUUAAGGAAAUCCGGGGCCAGAGUUCAAAUUUAUAUACGAAAAAAAGUUCAUAUAUAUAUAAAUAUAUAUAUAUUUUAAUACCAAAAUUUAUAUUCGAAAUUUCUAAGUUGUUGGUGGUGCGAUUGUGGCUUACAUUCCGCGACCGAUCUUUCACUCUUGUUCGUUCUCUCUAUUUUCAAUAACAAAAAAUUACUAAAAAAAUUUGCGAUUAAAAAAAUUUUUAAGAAAUCUUGGGACAAAUAAUGUUUGAAAAAAAUUCGCCUAUUUUUAUACGCAAAUUUUUCUUUUUUUAAUUCACAAAAAAAAAGAGAAUAAAAAAUUAGUGGAGAGUGAAAGAGAAAAAGAUGAGAUACAAACGAGUACAAUAGAAAAAAAUCUGUAUCUGGCAUCUUAUAUACUGUGAUCUCUGUAAAAAUUAGAAACAAAUAAUUUGAGAAUUGAUUAAGGGGUUAGAGAUUCCCAAAUUUCUUUUGUUUUUUUUUUUUGUUUUUUUUGUUUUUUUGUUUUAUAAGAUGAUAUUUGAGGCGUUAGACGUAUAUAUAUAUAUAAAAAAUAAAUAAAUAUAUAUCUUUAAUUUUUCGUUUGGAUACAUUGUAAAUAAUUUAUAUAUAUAUAUUUGGCAGGCGGUAUAUAUGAAGAAAAAAUUUAAAUAAUUGCUGGUUAAGUAAAUUUAAUAAAAAUAAAUUAGAAAAAAUAAAUAAAAAAAUAAAAAUGGAAACAAAUUCAAAGAUUGUAUGAGAAAGACGAUAGAAAGAAAUAAAUUGUAAGAGAUAUCGAAAGAGCUAUAUAUAUAUAUAGCUAAUAAGACAAAUUGUGUAAAAUAAUUAAAAAAGAAAAAAAAGGUAUAACACUUGUAAAAUUAUAGCAUUAAUGCCAUUUUAUUAUGUAUAAUUUGUUAUGGACAGAAAAAUGAUGAACCUUGUAAAUAUAGACUUAUUUACUUAUUAAAAUGCAAUAGUUUUGUUAUCCUUUAUAUAUACAUUUCAAAACAUUAAAAAUUAUUUUUGAAAUUAAAAUUUUAUUUAUGAGUCCAUUAUAUUUCGCCCUAAGACGUUGCGGCAUAUUUUUAGAAAAAUCUGUUACUUUGUAAUAAUGAUUUUUAAUAUUUGUAAAACAAAUUUUUGGGCAUUAUUUUUUGGAAUAUUAAUUUUUAAAUUGAGUCGCACGGUAAAAAGGUUAUUUUGAAAGCCAUAGAAAUUUAAGGGGACAUUCCAGUUGAAAAUGGGGAAAAAGAAGGCUUUUUUAAGAUGUAUUUCUAAAAAAACCAUGACAUUUAUUCAGAAAUUUUUGUUUACAUGUUAUAAAUAACUUAUUAAAGAAUAUGAAAAAAAAAAUUUUUUUCACUUGUAGUCCAAUAAGAUGGCGGCGAUGUACAACAUUUUCAAAAAUAAUAAAUCUUCGUUAGAUAUUUCUCUAUGGAUGGAACCACAAAAAAGUGGAAUUUUCGUCCCCUUCUUUUUUUUAGAGUACAUUUUUCCCAAAACUUGAAAAAAAACAUGUUUUUAUUCAGAAUUUCUGUUAUAGAAAAAAAGAGAAAAAGAAAUUUUCUAGUUUUUGAGGUUCCAUCCAUAGAGAAAUAUCUAACGAAGAAAAUGUUUUUUAUUUUUUUUUAAAAUGUUGUACAUCGCCGCCAUCUUGGACUACAAGUAAAAAAAAAUUUUUUUUCAUAUUCUUCAAUAAGUUAUUUAUAACAUGUAAACAAAAAUUUCUGAAUAAAUGUCAUGGUUUUUUUAGAAAUACAUCCUAAAAAAGCCUUCUUUUUCCCCAUUUUGAACUGGAGUGUACCCUUAAGGAAAAAGCAGAGAAAUAAUUUAGAUAAUAUAAAUGUAUUUAUUGACAAUUGUUUAAAAUAGUCUAUUUAACUUAUAAUAAUUGAUUAGUGUGUAAAAAAGUCAAAAAUAUUAGGUGAAAAUUGACUAUUAAACUUACCUGUUAAAUGGGAAAAUUUAUAUUUCAAUUACAAUUUUUUCGAAAGUUUGUAAAUAUUUUGAAGUAAUAAAUUAAUAAUGACUUAAUAUUAAA
Molecule: messenger RNA, 5274 nt
Organism: Leptopilina boulardi
Lineage: Eukaryota; Metazoa; Arthropoda; Insecta; Hymenoptera; Figitidae
Gene: aop
Product: ets DNA-binding protein pokkuri
Exons: 5
Coding region: 176-1591 (471 amino acids)
Biological process (GO): cell differentiation; regulation of transcription by RNA polymerase II
Cellular component (GO): nucleus
Molecular function (GO): DNA-binding transcription factor activity, RNA polymerase II-specific; sequence-specific DNA binding
Source: RefSeq, a predicted model, not a curated record